Molecule: messenger RNA, 3080 nt
Organism: Schistocerca gregaria
Lineage: Eukaryota; Metazoa; Arthropoda; Insecta; Orthoptera; Acrididae
Product: phenoloxidase 2-like
Exons: 14
Coding region: 745-2940 (731 amino acids)
Source: RefSeq, a predicted model, not a curated record
ACAGUUUUCUCAUCUUUGAUUUAACAGUAUCUUUCAAGAUACUGUAUUUUACAUUUUUUAAAGAGAUCUUUUGUAUGCUAUUAUUAUUAUGGCAAAAUAACCUAAGAGUUCAAGGUCUUUUCAAGAUAAAUUUCUUUUGUAACCAUGUCACUAGUACAAUUUCAUUAUAGUGCUGACCUCAUCAACACUAUCUUGCCUCUUUUUAUUAUUCAUCACAUUGGCCAUAAGAGGAGUGGUUGUGAAGAAUAUUACACUAUCAUUCACUGGUAUGUAUUUCAUUUAAUAUAGCUACAAAAAGGCAACACUUUGCCUUGCAUACUUCCCAAAAGGAUACCUUCCAUUGAAAGGAAACAGAAAUUUUGUAUAGAGUUAAACAUUAUUAUAAAUAUCGUGCUGCUGACAGUGUUUGUUAGCUUCUAAAUGUACAGCCAGUUCUUGCCACUUCUGGAACUAUAUGCACGCUGAUGACUGCAUAUGCCACUGCAGAAUACUUAUCUUUCUGUUCAGUGAAAUGAGUGACUAGCAAAACAAGCUGGCUGAUAAAAUAUUGCAGUGCCUGCAAUUGUCAAUUGCAAAACACAGUAGUGUGCAACCGUCUUAUAAUGUGUUAAGAAAGAGCUUCUAAAGUGACUCCAAUGAAAUAAUUCCAUUUUAUAUAUCUUGUUAAGGUUGCCUGUGCUAGAGAAAGACUCAGAAAAUUUAACUGCCUGGGAGGUAUUUUAAGUUAGUAAGUUCCUUGGAAAAAUGAAGACAAAACUGUUGUUACUGAUAUUUACUGCUGAAUUCCUUAAUGAAAUUGUUGAAGCACAGAGAAUAUCCUUAAAACCUAGACAGAGACAGCAGGAUUUUAUAACAGACAAACUACAGUACAUCCCCUCACUGAUGGGGCAUAUGAAUGAGCCGGUAUGCCUUCUAAAGGGAAGACAUAGAAACAUUGCAUUUAAAGUGCCAAAAGAUUAUUUGGAAGACCGUUUUCAGGACAUUGAUCUAGUUGAUAGAAGUGGUGUGACUGGUGAUGUGCAAGAAGUUGAGAUUAAACCAAUAAAACCACCUGAUAUCAGUAUUCCAAUGAAGUUAGGUCGAGAUGAGAAUUUUUCUAUGUUCUUGCCAAGUCAUCGUAAAAUGGCAGCUCAACUCAUUGAAGUUUUGAUGGGAAUGCAUGGGAGUGAGGAAUUCCUUUCAGCUUCAGUGUUCUGCAGAGAAAAAAUCAAUCCAUAUCUUUACAUUUAUGCUUUGUCAGUGGCAAUGUUACACAGACAAGAUACCAAAAACAUUACACUACCAACGAUUGUGGAGAUUUUUCCUGACAAGUAUGUAGCUGGAGGAAUUUUUCCUAGAGCGAGACAAGAGGCGAAUGCUGUGCCUGAUGGUUCUAGGGUUCCAAUAGAAAUUCCAAAGGAUUACACUGCUUCAGAUCUUGAGCCUGAGCACCGAGUUUCAUAUUUCCGUGAAGAUAUUGGCUUGAAUCUAAAUCACUGGUAUUUUCAUCUGAUAUACCCAUUUUCUGGACCCCGUAGGAUUGUGAAUAAAGAUCGCCGUGGUGAAUUAUUCUACUAUUUCCAUCAACAAAUUAUUGCCAGGUACAACUUUGAACGGUUGAGCAACAAUCUUGGAUGUGUAAAGAAGUUGAACAACUGGGAUGAACCAUUGAAGGAAGCAUAUUUUCCUAAGCUUGACAACGUGUUGGCAAGUAGGGUGUGGCCUGCACGGGAAAAAUUUACUAAGUUACAUGAUAUCAACCGUGAAGCUGAUCGGCUUUCAUUUGACAUUGAUGACAUGAAACGCUGGAGAAGUAGAAUAUUUGAUGCCAUUCACCGUGGAGCAGCGAUAAACGACAAAGGAGAAUAUGUACCUUUAACAGAGGAAAAAGGUAUUGAUAUGUUAGGUAACAUGGUGCAAUCAAGCUCCCUGUCAGUUAACAAGAAUUUCUAUGGUGACAUGCACAACCUUGGGCAUAUGAUGGUUGCCUACUGCCAUGAUCCUGAUGGACGAAAUUUGGAGACCUUUGGUGUUAUGGCAGAUGUAGCAACAGCCAUGAGAGACCCUGUGUUCUACAGAUGGCAUUCAUUCAUUAAUUCAGUUUUCCAAGAACACAAGAAUUUGCUGCCAAGGUACACCACUCAACAGUUAACUUUUCCUGGUGUUAAUGUAUCUGGCAUAGAGCUUAUAACAGCAAAUUCAAUAAAAAAUGAAUUUGCAACAUUUUGGCAGAAAAGCGAUGUUGAUCUCUCCAGAGGUCUUGAUUUUGCCCCUGGUGGAGCAGUCUAUGCUCGUAUUACACAUCUGCAGCAUGCACCAUACUUAUUUGCAGUACAGGUUAGCAACUCAGGACCACCUCGAACAGGAACUGUAAGAAUAUUUUUGGCUCCAAAAUUCAAUGAACAAGGACGCCCAAUGCUGUUUCGAGAACAAAAAAAUUUGUUCAUUGAGAUGGACAAGUUUACAGUACAUUUGAAAACUGGACUUAAUGUGUUCUGGAGAGAGUCAAAGAAAUCUGCUGUAGCAGCUACAGCUGGAAGUCCAUUAAAAAAUUUGAACAAUUCUGAUCCACAGUCACAAGAGGCAGGUGGCUACUGUUCUUGUGGGUGGCCUCGUCAUUUGAUGAUUCCAAAAGGGAAACCUGAAGGUUUACCAGCUCAUCUCUUUGUAAUGAUAUCUGAUUAUGCCGUAGACAGGGUAGAUCAACCUCCACCUGAGGGAUGUCGGGCAAGUCACAGUUACUGUGGUUUGCGUGAUAGAAUGUAUCCUGACAAAAAGCCAAUGGGAUUUCCAUUUGACCGUAUGCCUCGUAGUGGUGUGAAUACUCUUCAGGAAUUCCUAACUCCUAAUAUGGGAGUUUUGGAUGUGAUGAUAAGACAUUAUGGAAAAACAGCAAUUUCACUGCUACUGACACGAGAUGAUUGGGAAAAAUUUGUGGCUGAUAGCCAGUACAGAGUAUGAGACAUUAUCAGUUCUAUUUGUGAUGUACCUGACACAUAGCAUUGAUAUAAAUUUGAUUAUCUUGAAAAAGUCACAGUGUGUAUAAAAUAAAAAGCUAACUGUUAUUUUCAAGUCUUUAAUAAACAAUGUUUAAUUUGUAA